CCCCCCCAUCCCUCCUCCCUGCGUCCUCCGGGCCGCACCGCCCGGGGCCGGCGCCGAGCGAGCGAGCGAGCGAGCGCGGGGAAGCUGGCGGGCUGAGGCGCCCGGCUCCUCUGCUCUUCCCGCUCCCGGCUCCGCGAGGCCGCACGGCGCCGCCGCCCGCGCGAUGAUGCAGGACGCGUCCAGCUCGCCCGUCUCGCCGGCCGACGACAGCCUGAGCAACAGCGAGGAGGAGCCGGACCGGCAGCAGCCGGCGAGCGGCAAGCGCGGGGCUCGCAAGCGGCGCAGCAGUCGACGCAGCGCGGGCGGCAGCGCGGGGCCCGGCGGGGGCGUCGGAGGCGGCGGCGGCGGCAGCGACGAACCGGGCAGCCCGGCCCAGGGCAAGCGCGGCAAGAAAUCUGCGGGCGGUGGCGGCGGCGGCGCGGGCGGCGGCGGCGGCGGCAGCAGCAGCGGGGGCGGGAGCCCGCAGUCGUACGAAGAGCUGCAGACGCAGCGGGUCAUGGCCAACGUGCGGGAGCGCCAGCGCACGCAGUCCCUGAACGAGGCGUUCGCCGCACUGCGCAAGAUCAUCCCCACGCUGCCCUCGGACAAGCUGAGCAAGAUUCAGACCCUCAAACUGGCGGCCAGGUACAUCGACUUCCUGUACCAGGUCCUGCAGAGCGACGAGCUGGACUCCAAGAUGGCAAGCUGCAGCUAUGUGGCCCACGAGCGGCUCAGCUACGCCUUCUCCGUCUGGAGGAUGGAGGGGGCCUGGUCCAUGUCCGCGUCCCACUAGCAGGCGGAGAUCCCCACCCCCUCGGCAGGCCGGAGACCUAGAUGUCAUUGUUUCCAGAGAAGGAGAAAAUGGACAGUCUAGAGAACUCUGGAGCUGGAUAACUAAAAAUAAAUCUAUAUGAGAAAGAUUUUCUUGGAAAUUAGAAGAGCAGAACCCAAAUUCAAAAGAAUCGGGGCGUGGGGCACACCUUUAAAGAGAAAGCCAGACAGGCCGGUGGACCUGAGACUCCCAAGAGGCAGCAGCACCCGCCUCACACCUCUGCAUUCUGAUAGAAGUCUGAACCAUUGUUUGUGCCAGCCCCCGACGAAGAAUGUUUUAUUUUUUUCAUGCAUGCAUUCUCAAGAGGUCGUGCCAAUCAGCCACUGGGGAGAAAGGCAUCGUUGUGGACUUUCUCCAUCUUAAGAUGAUAACAAUCAGAGGAAUUUUAAAGACACCUGUAGAAAUAAAAACGCUGGGAUCAAACUGGCCUACAAAACCAUAGUCAGUGAAUUCCUUAAAAAACAAAACAAAGGAAAUGUCCUCUGAAGGGAAAGAAAACCUAAAAUACAAAAGACAACGUUCUAUUUAUUUAUUGAUGACCCACGGUAAAAUGCAAAUAGAUCCGGUGUCUAAAUGCAUUCAUAUUUUUAUGACUGUUUUGUAAAUAUCUUUUGUAUAUUAUUUUUCUGCAAUAAAUAAAUAUGAUUGAAAAAUUUUAAGAACUUUAAAGUUUGGUCUAUACUUUAAAACUCAGAAUUAGGUUGGCGGUAAAUAAUUGUUUGUUUAACUCUGGGGAUAUCGAGGAGGGAGUGGGGGCGCUAAUAUAAACAAAGGAGGGGAAACCUCAAAUAAACCAGCUACUGACAGAGACAGCCAUGCUAUUUAAAGGACGGCUCUAUUAUUAUUACAGCUUGGCGUUCAGCGGGGCUCACCCCUUCUCCACUUCUUAAGCUGAACUGAGCAGAUUUGCUGUUGACUGCCUCUUGCUCAGAGCGGGAUCUAAAUCAUUCAAAUGAGCAAUGGGAAACAGUUACUAUGCAUUGUUGCCCUUCCCUUCAUUUCCGUGGCGAUUCCUAAAGAGUUUUAUUUCACUGAAAGGCCAAUGUGUUAUGAAAACAAUACAUACUUUGUAUGUAUUAUUCUUCAACUGUGUAGAAAAACCUGAUUGAGGGGGAGAUUGCUGUGUGAUUUGUUUACCUCUUGAGUGAGUGCCUUGCUGGUUAAAAAGGAAAAGGGUUUGCUAUUAAUUUUAUUCCCAAGGGAAAGAUGCUCCUGCUACACCCCUAAGAAUACACAGCUGUGCAGUAAAAAUAAAUAUCUAAAUUGUAGGUGCCCUCGGUAAGUGCUGGAACAAUUUCCAUUUGUUCAAUACUACUGCUCUUCAGUCUUCAGUCAAUACCAUCAGUACCAUGUACACAAACACACACACACACACUCAUACACACACACACACACACACACACACACACACAUACACACUACACAUACUACACACACUCCUGAAGCUCUGUAAAGCCAGGGCAGACAGAACUGGGUUUUUAUUUCAUUCAGGAUAUUCCUGAGACUUUAAUGACUAAAAUAGUGAUUUUAAAAGUUUAGUCUUUACAAUUUCAUCAGUUUAACACAGCCAUAUGUAAAUAAGGUGUUUUCAAGCUGGAAAUUAUUGUGGUGCCUCAUUCAUGCAAUAAUUCAAAUAAGCUACUGUCUCCAAAUAAGUUGCAUUUGCUUAGCUGAGGUAGAGAUUAUUUUAUUGCCCAGAGGCUUUUCUUUCCUCUUCACAAAACAGUACCAAAUGCUGACAUGACAGCACUAUAAAUUAAGAAGUGUGACUAUUUUAGACGCAUUUUAUAAUUAGGAGCCUGUAGUAUUGAGUUAUAUUAAAAUAUUAGUGAAAACAUGGGGAGUUACUGGUUUUUAUUUUUCUAUUCUGUUUUUAUGUCUUGGGUUAUCAUUUACAGUGACAAGAAAAGGUGAUUCUGUGUGGUGUAUCUGGGGGGCGGUUGUGGACUGCAAGUGUGUAAGACAGAAUGUAAAGACAGUGCCCCAAAAGUCGGGGAGACCAAGAUGGCAACUCUCAUCAGGUCCAUUUCCAGAUUUCUUGGGGGGAGCUUCCUUGUUCACUGGCCUGGUCUGACUGUUGAAGUAUACCAGGAUGGAAGUCACCUCAUGGCUGGGAAGGUAAAUGCUGUCCUAACUCUGGGUGUGUGGCAGAUGCUUCAGAAAACAGUCAGUGGCUUGACAUUUGCUUCUUUUCCUCCACUUUUGGUUUUUUAGUUGUUGUUGUUGUUUUUAUUGUUUUUAUAAAAAGGAAACUGGGGAAAGGCAUUCGCCAUAUUGACACCCAGUAAUAAGAAAAUGAAAUAAUUCUUUCUCCUGGAUUUUCAUAGAAAAACUUUUUAAAGAGCCCACAGAUAGUUUUGUUUAAGUGAGGCGACUUUGUGGUGGGAAUUGUUGCCUAGAAUGUAAUGUCCAGCUUGCAAGGUUAUGUCUGCAAUCACAUCUCCACUAAUGCAGCAUAAAAUGCUCCACUCUUCAUAGUAGAAAGGGCCUGUUUGUUCACCUCUCUCGUUAUUUUCUUCUUAUUCCAGUGUUUUACUUUAGCUACCUUUGUUUAAAGUACAUGUUGAAUAGAUUACCCGUUACAUGGUUUUGUCGAGGAGGCGCUAAAUGUUGUCAUGUAAUGUGUCUGGACUCCUGUCUGUCCCCCAACCACAAUGCUUUGGCUAAUGAAAGAAUUGUGUUAGAUGAUCUUCCAUCUGAAGAACUGAAUAUAUUUUACUGUGAAGAUA
Molecule: messenger RNA, 3540 nt
Organism: Mesocricetus auratus (golden hamster)
Lineage: Eukaryota; Metazoa; Chordata; Mammalia; Rodentia; Cricetidae
Gene: Twist1
Product: twist family bHLH transcription factor 1
Exons: 2
Coding region: 164-772 (202 amino acids)
Biological process (GO): regulation of transcription by RNA polymerase II; developmental process
Molecular function (GO): RNA polymerase II transcription regulatory region sequence-specific DNA binding; protein dimerization activity; DNA-binding transcription factor activity, RNA polymerase II-specific
Source: RefSeq, a predicted model, not a curated record